This is a messenger RNA of Colletotrichum phormii, 566 nucleotides long. RefSeq lists its product as uncharacterized. The record is from RefSeq and is a predicted model, not a curated record. The transcript has a single exon. Bases 30 to 287 code for a protein of 85 amino acids. Lineage: Eukaryota; Fungi; Ascomycota; Sordariomycetes; Glomerellales; Glomerellaceae.
CCCUAACAAUACUCCUCACCUCUUUAGGCAUGUUAAAUCUUGCAUACCCCACACCUGUCCUCACUCAGCUUACACUCUUAGCAGUAUUUACACAGUUAGAAUAUGAGUUUUCGCAAGAGCAUUUUACAGGAUUGACACAAGAGGCUUCCAACAUUACACCCUCCCUAGUUGUUGCGUUUCCUGGUUUAGUUCCCGAUGACAGCAUGCAUUGUCCCAGGAUCAUCAUUAGGUGGACUUGGGGUAAAAAGCACUUAUCACUAACACCUCGCGCUUUGUUUGUUAUAUGAUUGAGGUUGCUCUCUCUUGCGCGCUUUACCUGCACAGCCUUUCCAGAUCCCGCCAGUGGGUUCACAGGCGCUAUCGUUUUCUUGAGACGCACACUUAUGAAUCAUGGCAGUCGAUGGGUUUAUAACUAGCUAGACAGCAUACCUGGUCUUAGCCGCUUUUGUCGUAGCGCGAGGUUCAGAAAUAAGAUAAGCUUAGCCGAAGGACGUGAUGCAAUCUGCGCGUUGACACGCGUACGUCACAGCACUCACCUCCAACCGCUUACCUAGGUUACGAAAUCU